Molecule: messenger RNA, 2539 nt
Organism: Aphidius gifuensis
Lineage: Eukaryota; Metazoa; Arthropoda; Insecta; Hymenoptera; Braconidae
Gene: trbl
Product: tribbles homolog 2-like
Exons: 4
Coding region: 998-2146 (382 amino acids)
Biological process (GO): positive regulation of proteasomal ubiquitin-dependent protein catabolic process; protein phosphorylation; regulation of MAP kinase activity
Cellular component (GO): nucleus
Molecular function (GO): ATP binding; protein kinase activity; mitogen-activated protein kinase kinase binding
Source: RefSeq, a predicted model, not a curated record
GUGGAAAAUGAUGAUCAAAAUCAGUCGUGAGUUGCACAAUGGCGCGUACAGUCGUUGUUUGAUGUAAAAUGUUGUUAUUAUCUUUGAAUAGUCGUUGUAACUGAAGCGGAGGCCGGCCCAAGUCCAUUUUGGACCGUUCCUGUUACGCCGAGUGAUAUUAAUAUUAAAAUAAUAUUCUCGACCCGCUUUAAAAAUAAUAUAUAUUUAAUUAUUCAUAACUUAAUUUAUUGAUUAAUUUCUAAACCGGAUAUAUACUUUAUAUAUUUGAAAAAAAAAAAAGUUUGUGAUAAAAAAACAGCAACAGCAACAAUACAAAAUACAAGGAUUACUGUGUAAUUAUUAUAGUGUUGAUGAAUAAUAUUUGUUUAUCAUCUAAAUGGCUCAAGACUGACUUAAUUUUCAAGAGAAUCUUAUCAGGGUAACUAUCAAGGUCCGUCCAGGAAUUUAAAACCAGUUUAAUAAAUAUCUGGCAAGGUCUUCAUCAUCAUAAAUAGGAUUGAAAAAUAAUAAAUUUAAUACAAGACGAAAGAGUGAUACAUCUUUUAUAAAUAAAAUUAAUAUAUUUAAAAUUGAUAAUACAAGCUACCAUAGUUACCUGGUUAAUUAUUUUACUUUACUUUACUUUGUGAGGUGAUAAUAAUUAAGAAAAAAAAAAUAUAAAACAAAUGCUUUUUGAAGGUAAUAAAAAAACAAAACACAUAUGUGCAAAAGAUUAGCUUGUUAGCAAUCACAAUUUGCAAUUAUUGUGUAGUAAUGUUAUAUACAGGAGAGAGAGAAAAUAUAUUAUAAAUCUGAAAUACACCAGCAAGAGUGUUCCAAUUCGUUGAAGGUCAAGCGAAUCAAGUGAAUUGCAUUUUAAAAAAAUAAAAUAAAAAAAUAUUAGUGUCAUUUGAGUGUUUAUAUAAUUGUGUUGUUGUGGUGUCUAUUUAGUGCCUAAAAAAAAAAACAUCAUUGUCAUAAUAAUUUAAAAGUGUUAAAAAAAUUAAUAAUUUUCAAUAUGAGAUUAGCAAAUCGUCAGCAUCCGCUGCGUCUACAAGUAACACGUAUAAACAAUGGUAAAUUUUUGGUCAAUCAAAAUGGACAAAUACAACAACAGCAGGAUGUCAGUCCAACGAGAUGUGAUGACACAGCUCAGCAGCAACAACAACAACAACAACACCAACAUCAACAACAAUUGUUGCUUUUACAACAACAACAAUUACUUCAACAACAACAACAGCAGCAACAACAAAAACAACAACAACAGCCAAUAGUAACACCAGUUGUAUUUCCAAGCUGUGAAUCAGUACCAACUGAUAAUCAUGGACCAACAUUACUUGGUGAUAGAUUUUUAUUAAUUGGACCAGCUGAGGGUAGUGCACUUUAUCGUUGUGUUGAUGUUAAAACUGGUCAACAACUUGUUGCCAAGGCAUUAACAAGUGCUGAUCGCGGUGGUGAGUUACUUUUACAAGCUCACAUGCGACUUGCUGAUAAAAAUGCUGUUAGUAAUGUUGCUGGUGUUAUUGAUGCACCAAAUGGAAAAAAAUAUUUACUACUUGAAGGUCAUCAUGGUGAUCUUCAUGCUUAUGUUAGAGCCAGAAGGAAAUUACGAGAACCAGAAGCAAGACGUUUAUUUCGUCAAGCAGCUAAAGCUGUAUCAAAGUGUCAUGAUAAUGGAGUUAUUCUCAGGGAUCUUAAGCUGAGAAAAUUUGUAUUUGCUGAUGAAGCAAGAACUCGUUUACGUCUUGAAAGUCUGGAAGAUGCAGUUAUUGUCGAUGAUAAUGAUGAUAAAUUGAGUGAUAGACGUGGUUGUCCAGCUUAUGUUGCACCAGAGGUAUUACGUUCUGGUAGAGCAUAUUCUGGUAAAGCUGCUGAUGUAUGGAGUCUUGGAAUAUUAUUAUAUACAAUGCUUGUUGGUCGUUAUCCAUUUAAUGAUGUUGAUCAUUCAUCAUUAUUUGCUAAAAUAUCACGUGGACAAUUUAAUGUACCUGAUACACUUGGUCCAAGAGCAAAAUGUCUCAUAAGAUGUUUAUUAAGACGUGAACCAAGUGAAAGACCAGACAGCAUUGAUGUCACAAGACAUCCUUGGAUAUCAAAACCACUUGUUAAUUCAUCACACACCAGUGGAAGAUCAUCAAAUAAUGAUCAACUUGUUCCUGACCAAUAAUUAUUAUCAAGACUGAAUCAUUUAAUAUUAUUAUCUUAUUAUUUUAUUAUUCCAAUUAAUAAUCAUUUAAUUAUUAUUUUUUUAUGAUUCAAACAGAAAAAAAAAUAAUAAUUCUUUUUUUCUUCAUUAGAUAUUUUAAAGAAACAAAAAAUAAGCAAGUCAAUAUUAUUACAUGUUUCUUUUAAAUAAAAAUUAAAAAGUCAAAAAUUCAUAUAAUUAUUGCAAAUAAUAAUUUGCUAAAUAAAUUCAGUUAAAUUAUUAAAAUCCUUUCUCUCGAAUUAAACUUGGUGGCUGUCGAGUUGAAAUAGGAUUUUAUUUAUUUAUUUAUUAUUUUUUUUGAUUAUUAUAAAUUGUAAAAUCAUUAAUUAUUUUUAUUUUCAAAUCUAAAUAACC